AUGGACGAGGGCUUGUCUGUCUCACUGCCCCAAACAGCCGCCCCCAGGCAGGAGGUAGCGGAGAGCGGCUUGACCGUGAUCGACCACUCGGCGGCGCUGCUACAGCAGUUGGAGGCCCUGCUGGCCCGGGGCAACAUCAGCGACGUGGCCCUGCGAGUACAGACGGCCGGAUCGGACCGGGUCAAGGCGUUCCAGGUCCACGCGCUGGUGCUGUCCCUGCAGAGCGAGGUGCUCCGGGACCUCGUGCAGAGCCACAGCUCCGGCAUCCUGGUCCUGGAGGAGAGCCCCGAGUGCGCAGACGUCUUCGACAAAUUCAUCAGGUACCUGUACUGCGGUGAGAUUACGGUACGCCUGGACCAGGCGCUGCCCUUGCACAAGCUGGCAAGCAAAUACCAUGUUCGGGGUCUGCAGACGGGUCUCAGCCUCUACAUGACCCAGCACCUGGCCGCCGAUGUGCCCGGAGGACACGUGGCAGGCUGGUACCAGUACGCGGUGGAGGCGGGCGACGCGGUGCUCAGGGACAGCUGCCUGCAGUACCUGGCUUGGAACCUGUCCGCGGUCAUCCAGAGCGGCGGGUGGACCGGCCUGGACGAAGAGCUGCUGCUCACGCUGCUUCGGCGUUCCGACCUGGUCCUCCGCAGCGAGCUGGAGCUCUUCGAGGCGCUCGAGGAGUGGAUGGCGCGCAACCAGCCAGGCGCGCUGACCGCCGAGAGCGCGCUGCGCGCCGUCCGCUACGCCAUGAUCCCUCCGCUGGAGCUCUUCCGGCUGCAGAAACAGUCGGCGGCGCUCGCCAGGUACGGCGAGUCGGUCCGCGACCUGCUGCACAUGGCCUACCAGUUCCACUCGGCCUCCCCGCUGCAGCUGGCGAAGUACUUCGACGUCAACUGCAGCCUCUUCGCCCCACGGAACUACCUGUCGCCAGUGUGGGGCUCCCCCUGGGUCAUCGGGAACCCGGCGCGUGACGACCGCAGCGGCAGCUUCCAGACGCAGCUGGGCCCCAGUGCGCACGACGCCGGCAAACGCCUCACCUGGAACGUCCUCUUCUCACCGCGCUGGCUGUCGGGAGCGCCGAGGCCCACGUUCGCGGAGCAGGGUGCCGUCCAGGGUCCCCACGCUGCUGAUGGCAGCCCCCCCCUCAAGGAAGGCCAUCCGUGCGUCAUGGUGACCCCUGCCACCUCCAGCGCCGACCUCGCCGGCGUCAGCUUCCAGAAGACGGUCAUCGUUCUGGCGCGGCCGCAGGGCAAGGCGGUGGUGAGGCACAUCUACAACUUCCACCAGAGCACCGACGAAACGGGCGACUUCCUGGCAGACGCCGACCUCCAGCGGCGCACCUCCGAGUACCUCAUCGACGGCUCCCUCUACCUGCACGUCGUGGUGAAGCCCCUCUACCACAGCCUUGUGGUGACCAGAAAAUGAG
This is a messenger RNA of Scleropages formosus (Asian bonytongue), 1417 nucleotides long. RefSeq names its product BTB (POZ) domain containing 17a (gene btbd17a). Lineage: Eukaryota; Metazoa; Chordata; Actinopteri; Osteoglossiformes; Osteoglossidae. The record is from RefSeq and is a predicted model, not a curated record. The transcript is spliced from 2 exons. Bases 1 to 1416 code for a protein of 471 amino acids. Gene Ontology annotation, molecular function: protein binding.